This is a messenger RNA of Xyrauchen texanus (razorback sucker), 730 nucleotides long. RefSeq names its product urotensin 2, beta (gene uts2b). NCBI's taxonomy places the organism in Eukaryota, Metazoa, Chordata, Actinopteri, Cypriniformes, Catostomidae. Gene Ontology annotation, molecular function: hormone activity. The coding region runs from base 239 to 589 and encodes 116 amino acids. The record is from RefSeq and is a predicted model, not a curated record. The transcript has 4 exons. Gene Ontology annotation, cellular component: extracellular region. Gene Ontology annotation, biological process: blood vessel diameter maintenance; regulation of blood pressure.
GGUAAAACACUGCGGUCCAUCCCUGACGCACAGACCCCGCGUCUGUCUCGAAGUUUUAUUGAGACAUUUAUCCAUCCGAUCUGAUUUUACAAGCUCAGAAUAUGCUAAACAUUUGGGGGUGAUGACAUGGCUUUGACGCGCCGUGAAGAGAGAGCUGUAUAUAAAUCCAGGACACUAACAGGAAGGGUACGUUGACAAGAGACCUCCUGUUUGCACGAGAAAGUGUGUGUGUGUCAUCAUGCUGUGUAAACUGAUUUUAUUUUUUGCUUUGCUUCUCGCCGUCUUAGAACCUCUACUUGGACAUCCGUUGGAUACCUACGCCAGGCCUGUUCUUGUAGAAGAGGAGCAGGUGGUGAGUCCAGAAGAUCAGAGUUACUUUGAGCAAGCAUAUCUCGGUUACCCAUCCCUCAUAACCGGAGACAUCAGCAGUGAUGCUCUCAGAACAGCAGGAUUUGUUCCCAGCCAAGCUGUAAAAGAAGUCUUGUUGGGAAAGCCAUUGUUGAAUCCUUUAAGCCGUUUCCUGGGCAACCGGAAGCAGUAUCGUAAGAGAGGAAGCAAUACAGAGUGUUUCUGGAAAUACUGCGUCUGAAAAUGUCAAAUCAGACAUGCACCGACAAAUACAUGCACCUGCAUAGUAUCUGCAAUGUUCUCACCUGCUUUACGUGCAAUUUGCAACACUCAGGCACAAAAUUUGUGGGCCUGAUGCCAAAAAAUUUGCUAUUUAUGUUUG